This is a messenger RNA of Cydia pomonella (codling moth), 855 nucleotides long. RefSeq names its product probable Golgi SNAP receptor complex member 2 (gene Membrin). Bases 217 to 849 code for a protein of 210 amino acids. Gene Ontology annotation, biological process: vesicle fusion; vesicle-mediated transport. Lineage: Eukaryota; Metazoa; Arthropoda; Insecta; Lepidoptera; Tortricidae. Gene Ontology annotation, cellular component: SNARE complex; ER to Golgi transport vesicle membrane; late endosome membrane. The transcript has 4 exons. Gene Ontology annotation, molecular function: SNARE binding; SNAP receptor activity. The record is from RefSeq and is a predicted model, not a curated record.
ACGACUUGAUGUUUGUGAUGUUGGAGAUUUCAAAUAUAAUUAAAUCAACUUAAAUUCCUAAAUAUAAUCGUUUAAAUUUACGCUUGGAAAUAUAGAAAUUAACUAAUCAACACGUAACCUAAAUAUAUACCAAGAAAGGAGAACUGGCGUUCUAUAGUUGGCCAGUGUUUGGUUAAGUUUACAUGGUUAUAACACUGACUUUUUAUUUAUUUUAAAAUGGAAACUCUCUAUCAUCAGACGACUCAAUUAAUACAAGAAGCAUCGGACUUAUUUCAAGAGUUAGAGAAGGAUCUCAACAAUUCCGAGUCAAUCGAGAAUGCCAUUCAGUCAAAAAUUGAUAGCAUAUACGCGCACUGCGAGAAACUAGAUGUGUUUGUCUUCAAAACUCCUAUAAACAGCAGACCAAUGGCAAAGAUGAGGGUGGACCAGUUGAAAUAUGACAACAGACAUAUUCAGGCGUCACUGAACAACGUUCAGAACAAGCGGCGGCGGCGCGAGCAGGAGCUGGCGGAGCGGGAGCAGCUGCUGAGUCGGCGCUUCGGGCCCGGCCACGACCACACCAUCACCGUCGACUACUUAGCGCAGGAGCAGCAGUCGUUGCACAACUCGCACAGGAAUGUUGACGAAAUGUUACACACUGGUUCGAAUAUAUUGCAGACGUUACGGUACAACAGGGAUACUCUGAAAGGAGCCCACAAGAGGCUGAUAGACUUGGCCAACACUCUAGGACUAUCCAAUGCCACAAUUUCACUCAUCGAAAGAAGGGUGUCGCAAGAUAAGUAUUUAUUGUUUGGGGGAAUGUUCGUCACCCUCGUCGUAAUCGUUCUUGUAAUUAUAUACUUGGCGUAAAUAGAA